Messenger RNA from Musa acuminata AAA Group (dessert banana), 579 nucleotides. RefSeq lists its product as uncharacterized. The record is from RefSeq and is a predicted model, not a curated record. Bases 1 to 579 code for a protein of 192 amino acids. The transcript has a single exon. Gene Ontology annotation, molecular function: protein binding. NCBI's taxonomy places the organism in Eukaryota, Viridiplantae, Streptophyta, Magnoliopsida, Zingiberales, Musaceae.
AUGGACUGGUACUCCUGGUUGUCCAACUCCAGCCUUGAGCCGUACCUUGUUUACGAGUAUGGGCUCCUGUUGACGAACAACGAGCUCGAGGAGGAGGACAUAGCAUACUUCGACCAUUCCUUCCUCCAGAGCAUGGGCAUCGCCGUAGCCAAGCACAGGUUGGAGAUCCUCAAACUCACCAACAAGGACAGGAGGGUGCCUCCACUUCCUGUCGCCAAGCUCGUAGCAGCGAUCAGGCAGUCCAAGAAUUGUCUCGCCAGGUACCUCCGCACGCUGUCGCGUGCCAAGAGUCCGGCGAUCUUAGUCGUCCCAACGACUCCAUACGGCGACCGCUGGGGAGGGGCCAUGUUGAGGAGGAAGACGAAGCUGGCGCUUUUGAGGCAGGGUAGGCUGAUGAUCACCGACCGUGGCAUGAGCAUCGCUCGUGUGCCUUCUCCAUCCCACAGCGCUAGCCCGAUGUUUCGCAGUCACCAUGACCAACGCAAUGCUGCAGCUGCUGCCGACGAUGAUGGGUACUGGGAGACUGCAGUUGGAGACAUGAGGUGGGACGCCAUGUUUCAGAACUUGAAGCCCACAUAA